Homalodisca vitripennis (glassy-winged sharpshooter) is the source of this 2246-nucleotide messenger RNA. Its product is annotated as terminal nucleotidyltransferase 4B-like. The record is from RefSeq and is a predicted model, not a curated record. The transcript is spliced from 10 exons. Bases 162 to 2027 code for a protein of 621 amino acids. NCBI's taxonomy places the organism in Eukaryota, Metazoa, Arthropoda, Insecta, Hemiptera, Cicadellidae. Gene Ontology annotation, biological process: RNA 3'-end processing. Gene Ontology annotation, cellular component: TRAMP complex; nucleolus. Gene Ontology annotation, molecular function: mRNA binding; poly(A) RNA polymerase activity.
UGAAGUAUUUUAAUCAGGUUGUUGAAUGUUGAUCAGGCAUUCAGACGCCAUUUUCAGUACCGUCAAUAAACUGAAUUAGUUUGAGUGUUAUUUUAAUUUUCUUAUUAAUUCUUUCAUUGUGUAUGUGCAGAGGUGAUUAAUGAUUCUGUGAUAUAACUUAUAUGGAUCCUCUUCUUGGCUGGUUUCAGCCAGAACAAGAAGGACCUGCAAAAGAAUUGUGGUCUAGGAUUUGGGACGCCCAUACUGAUCUAGACAAUUUAAAAAUAGGGAGUGUAAAUGAAGUGAAUCGAGGUCAAGAUAUAAUUUUAGUCGAUAAUUUGGGAAAUAAUGAUAGUGUAGUGAAGCGUGCACAGACUAAUAACAUAAUUAAUAAUAUUUCUGUUUCCACGAACAGAGCAAGCACUUACGCCAUGAAUAAGAAUCAUGCUGCUCUGAUAGGAAUUCAUGGUGGCUGUCCUUGGCGGUCGCCCAACCGAGUGUAUGACUCGAGAGGAAUUGUUGGGCUACAUCAAGAGAUAGAGGACUUUUAUAAAUAUAUGACUCCCACUGAGGAAGAACAUCAAAUGCGGAUUGGUGUUGUGAAAAAAAUAGAGAGCAUUGUACAUUCACUAUGGCCAAGUGCAAAAGUGGAGGUUUUUGGCAGUUUCUCUACUGGACUCUACCUUCCUACGAGUGACAUUGACCUGGUUGUGCUUGGUCAAUGGAACCACUUACCACUUCAUACGCUGGAGAAUGCUCUUCUUAAUUCUAAAAUCAGCAAGAGUGAGAAUGUCAGAGUUCUUGAUAAGGCGUCAGUUCCUAUCAUAAAACUGACAGACCAGAUGUGCGAUGUAAAGGUGGAUAUCAGCUUCAACAUGAACAAUGGUCUCAAGUCUGCACAGCUUAUCAAGAACAUGCGUAAGAAGUAUCCAGUCUUGGGCAAAUUGGUUCUCGUCCUCAAGCAGUUCCUUUUGCAGCGUAACCUCAAUGAGGUCUUCACUGGAGGCAUAUCUUCCUACAGUCUUAUUUUGAUGACCAUUAGCUUUUUACAGUUGCAUCCAAGACAAGCGCCAGAUGGGUUUGCUGACCAAAAUCUUGCUGUAUUACUGAUAGAAUUCUUUGAAUUGUAUGGUCGAAAGUUCAACUACAUGAAAACUGCAAUUAGAGUAAAGGAGGGUGGUACCUACAUAGCAAAAGAGGAGGUGCAGAAAGAUAUGAUUGAUGGACACAGACCAUCUAUGUUAUGUAUUGAAGAUCCGUUGACACCAGGGAAUGAUAUCGGACGAGGAUCAUAUGGUGCACUACAAGUGAAACAAGCUUUUGAGUAUGCUUAUCUUAUACUUCAGCAGGGUGUGAAUCCUUCCAACCAGGGAAUCAGUGAUACCAACCUUCACAGCUUACUGGGACGUAUCAUCCGAGUGACGGACGAAGUGAUCAACUACCGCCACUGGAUCAAAGACAACUACCCAGUGAAGCAUCUGGGGAGGGUGGCUGGCUCUAUAUCUAGUGGCAGCAGUGAGGGUUCCGUGUCCUCUCUGGCAGAGAGUGAUUCGGACUCUGAGGGCGGAGAUGUGAGACAGCAGCGAGAGACCUUGCAGUUCAGUCAGUCUAACAACUGUUGGCGACAACAACACCGCAACACUUCUCCGCACUUAGGACAUAACCGAGGGCAUCAACCCCAUCACAACCAUAACCAGGUGCAGCACCGUCGAAACCAAGUGAAGGCCUUCUCUUCGCCCCAGGAGACGCUGCCUCAGCAGCCUGUAUCACAUGUCAAGCCCAGCAAUAGCAAGCUCUACAGCAGCCAAAAUGGUUUCCAACGGACUUUUAACAGCCGCAAGCGGACCCUCAGUAAACCGAGGACAGACAGGCACAAAAAUGAAAGCGUCAAUCAACUACGAUAUUCAUUAAUACCUUAUCCAAGAUUACCUGUAUUCCCUAAUAGGCCUUCUGACACGUUGUUCAAGCCUGGUGUGGCCUUCUCCCAUCCCAGCCACCAUCCCCUGCCCCUGCAUCUUCCUCUCGACUUCCUGAUCGCAGCCUGGUAAUUCCCCACUUCGCACACACCACAUCAAAUUGUGAUAGACAAGUACAGACUUUGGCAAUAAAAAUUAUGCAAUUUUCAGCUCCAAUAAAAUAUGUUCCACUAAAUGGGUGUUGAGAUGUAACUAGUCAUUUUUUAUAAUUCAUGUACAAAUUGUUGUAAUUAAUGUUUCUUAUGUAUUGUACAGGUAAAUUUUCCAAUUAUAGUUUUUGAUAUAUUGUGA